AUGGACAGUUUUCCACAGGACAACAUCGGUGAUCAGAUCAGAUUAGCUGGGCCUGGGUCCACUCGAUGCUCUGGAAGAGUUGAAAUCUAUCACAACUAUACCUGGGGAACAGUCUGUGAUGACGGCUGGGACUUAAAUGAUGCUAAGGUGAUUUGCAGGCAGCUGGGCUGUGGGACAUCACUGGAGGCCCUUCAAUCAGCCCGCUUUGGUCAAGGAACAGGACAAAUCUGGCUUGAUGAUGUGAGCUGUUCAGGCAGUGAAAGGUCUCUAACUGAGUGUCAACACAGAGGAUUUGGGACACACAACUGUGGACACGGUGAGGACGCUGGUGUCGUCUGUUCAGUGGAUCUCCCAAAGCCCAACAUCUCCAUGAAUCCUGCUAGCGAGGUUAACUGGGGUCAGAACGUCAGCAUCACUUGUUCAAUCUCAACUCAGCUUUCAGGUGGAACAUUCAUUCUGAAUAAUACCUCAAGUUCAUUCAGAAAGAAUCAAACAUCAAGUACCAACUCUACUACCUUCAACAUCCCUAAUGUGAACUUUGAUAAUGAGGGAUCGUACCAGUGUCAGUAUGAGACAAGCAUUUCAAAUCAAUCAUUCAGCUCUCUGAGUGACUCUGCCACACUCUCUGUGAGCUUCCCAAAGCCCAGCAUCUCCAUGAAUCCUGCUGGUGAGGUUAACUGGGGUCAGAACGUCGGCAUCACUUGUUCAAUCUCAACUCAGGUUUUAGGUGGAACAUUCAUUCUGAAGAAGACCUCAAGCUCAUUCAGAAUGACCCAAUGGUCAAGAACCAACUCCGCUACCUUCAACAUCCUUCAAGUGACCUUCAGUAAUGAGGGAUUGUACCAGUGUCAGUAUGAGAUAAGGGGUUCAAGACGAAACUUCAACUCCCCUCUAAGUGACUCUGUCAGACUCUCUAUCACUGUGAGACUGCAGCAGCCCAAUAUCUCCCUGACAUCUCCUAAUGGAGAGCUGGUCUGGGGUGCUGAGGGUGCAGAGGUCACCAGGAGUUCCAGCUUUGUCUUCACUUGCUCCAUUAACUCCAUCUAUCGUGAAGGCCAUUUCUCUCUCAUCUUCUCUGGCUCCAACGUUAAUUACACAAAGCCAGCAGUCAACCUCUCAGCCUCCUUUAACUUCCCUGAGGCUGAGUAUGAACACCAGGGCAACUACAGCUGUGUGUAUGAAGUCACUCUGUCUGGGCAGAAGUUCAGUUCAACAGAGACAGCACCAAUUAUUGUCAUCAUUAAAUUGCCGUUGUUGCUGCUGAUGUCUUCAGUAGCUGCUGGGAGUCUGCUGCUGCUCCUGCUGGUCUUGUUGGUGGUCUGUCUGGUCCGCAGGAGAAGACGACAAGCCAAACAGCCCAUAGCUCUCGCUCUGACUCCAGUGGCUUUCAGUGUUAAGAAUCAUAACGGAGAUGAUGAGGAUGAGGAGGAGGAGGAAGACUAUGAGAACGUUAAGCCAGUGAACACCAAGAUGAAACUCAAAGAGCAAGCAGGCGGAAUGGAGGAAGAGGAGAGUGAUGAUUAUGAGCAGCCAGAGAGUGACGAAGGUCAUGAUUAUGAAGACGUGGACAGUGAUGUGAAUUACAUAAAUGCAGAGGAGUUCUGUCACAGUGUAGAGGACGAAGGUCAUGAUUAUGAAGACGUGGACAGUGAUUUACGUCAGACACUGAAGGACAACGACCUGAAUAAAGACAUGAAGCUGAUAUGGAGGAAGCAGCCUGAUGGAAAGGUUUUCCACAUGGAAGGAAAAGAGGAGGGGAAGGAGAGCAAGGAGUUCAGCUGCAACCUUACAUGA
This is a messenger RNA of Thunnus maccoyii (southern bluefin tuna), 1794 nucleotides long. RefSeq names its product Fc receptor-like protein 5. Bases 1 to 1794 code for a protein of 597 amino acids. Gene Ontology annotation, cellular component: membrane. The record is from RefSeq and is a predicted model, not a curated record. The transcript is spliced from 8 exons. NCBI's taxonomy places the organism in Eukaryota, Metazoa, Chordata, Actinopteri, Scombriformes, Scombridae.